CGAAACUGAAAGAGUUUUUUCCUCGACACAGUGAAUCGUCGCUUUUCCCCCGACAGUAGUUCUUCAAAACACUGGAGGUAUCCUUUGGUAUAGUGUUAUAUAGAUAAUAAUGGCAUCUGAUAGCGACGAGUUAAACGUGCGUCUCAUUGAAGACUUCACACCGAGGCUGCGGGAGCUUGUUAAGGUGGAUCAGGUCCUGAUUUAUUUACAUUCGAUCGAAGCCGAUCAAAAGGAGCGGAUCCUAAAAAAGGCCGAGAAUGAUGGCAAUCAAGCGGCUGUGGAUCUCCUCCUCACCGCGGUCACUAAGAAGCCACAUGCGCCUGGCUGGUUCAGGGCAUUUGUGGACGCGUUGGAACAAUCCGGUUGUCAAUAUGCAGCGGACUACAUGCAGCUGAAUAUCCCGGAACCUGAGGUGGAGAAAGAGAAUUAUUACUCUGUCAAGCUUAUUCAGUUACUGGCUCCAAGUCUUAUGGAUAUGAAGACUGAAGUUGUGCGAGUGCAGUGUCUGUCUGCGGAGCUGCUCACAGUGCAGGACGCUGAGAUUAUUGAAACAACAACAGCAAACCAAGGACGCAGGAAUGGUGCCGGUGAACUUCUGAGAAGAAUCGUGAAAUGUCGACCGGGAUGGUUUUCUACAUUUCUCUCAAUUCUGCGUGAAACUGACCACAAGGAUCUUUAUGAGAUGACUGGUGGCUUACCUGACUGUGACAAGAAAGGCUCAGAUGUGAAACAGCCCUCGCAGGAAAAUGAACCCACAGGAAGCGGCAAAGCUGCCACGAAUGAGAGUCCAGCAGCAGCUGAAAGCUGUGGUAGCUCGCAGUUAAGAGGCAACGGCACAACUGAGGACACUCAGGAUGACACUACAGGUCUUUACAAAGGAGUGAGCACUGAAUCUGGAAAAUUGCCUGACAACUUGGAGCCAGCGCAACCUGAUGUCGCUGAAUCAGUAGCAACAGCCAGAAGCCAAGAAAAAGCUGAGAUUGUUCUUCGAGAUUAUCAGACGGACGUUGCCAGACCUGCCUUGGAGGGGAAAAACAUCAUCAUAUGCCUCCCGACAGGAAGAGGUAAAACCAGGGUUGCAGUUUAUAUUACCAAAAAACAUCUGGACAACAGGAGAGCCGAGAAGCAAUCAGGGAAAGUGGUCGUCCUGGUGAACAAGAUUCCUCUUGUUGAGCAGCAUUAUGUUGCAGAGUUCUUGCCAUUUUUGAAGUCCGGGUAUAAAGUGGAGCGAGUCAGUGGAGACUCGCAGCUCAAAAUCUCUUUCACAGAGAUUGUGAAGAACAAUGACGUCAUCAUUUGCACAGCCCAGAUUCUUGAAAACUACUUGGAGAGGUCUAACUCAGGAGAGGACGAAGGGGUGAACUUAAGCGAUCUGACACUUAUCGUAAUAGAUGAGUGUCACCACACUCAGAAGGGAGGAGUCUACAACCACAUAAUGAUGCGCUACCUGAAGCAGAAGCACAAGAACAGGAGGCUGAAGAAGGAGCAGAAGCAGCCCGUGCCCCUCCCUCAGAUCCUGGGCCUGACUGCCUCGCCAGGGGUCGGGGGAGCCACGAAAAUGGAGAAAGCCGAGGAGCACAUACUGCGCAUUUGUGCAAACUUGGAUGCUUCCAAAAUCAUGACGGGGAACCUCGGGAAAUUCACACAGGAACCAAGAAAAACUGUUGUAACUAUUGAAGACAGGAAAGAGGAUCCCUUUGGUGAUGUAAUCAAGACAAUCAUGAAUGCCAUUCAUACCCAUGCUGACCUGAGCCCCACCUGUGACCUUGGCUCUCAGAAUUAUGAACAGUGGGUUGUUCAAAAAGAGCGAAAAGCUGCGACGGAGGAAGAUCAGAAAGUGCGGGUUUGCGCAGAGCACCUUCGGCAGUACAGCGAGGGCCUGAAUCUCAGCAACACCAUUCGUAUGUGCGACUCCUUCAACUUCCUGAGCAAAUACUACGAGGAGGAGAUCAAGAAAAAAACAACACCAGACGAGGAGGCGGAAAUACAAAUCACAGAAACUGAGAGAUUCCUCUUCAAUUUGUUUAAAGAGAACAAGGAGAAGCUGCAGAAACUCGCAGCGCUUCCAGAGUAUGAAAAUGACAGCUUGACAAAACUGAGAAGAACGAUUCUGCAAGAGUUCAGCAGCAGGGAGGAGGGCAGAGGGAUCAUUUUCACCAAGACACGUCGCAGCGCUAUUGCUCUCAGUCAGUGGAUUCAGGAAAACCCCAAGUUUGCUGAUAUUGGAGUGAAAGCCUCAUAUGUCAUUGGAGGAGGAGACCAGAGCAAUGUUAAACCAAUGACCUCUGCAGAGCAAAGGGACGUGUUGGCCAAAUUCGGCAAGGGUCAAGUCAACUUGCUGAUUGCUACCACAGUGGCCGAGGAGGGUUUGGACAUACCGGCGUGCAAUUUUGUUAUCCGAUACGGCCUCGUGACCAAUGAGAUUUCUAUGAUGCAGGCUCGAGGCAGAGGAAGAGCUGAGGACAGCAGUUACACUCUGGUCGAGGUGAAGAACUCCGGGGUGGCCGAAAAGGAGUGCGUCAAUGAGUACCGCGAGGACAUGAUGAACAAAGCCAUUAAGAAAAUCAGAGCCUUAAACCAAGCGGACUAUGACAAACGGAUUUUAGAGUUUCAGAUUCAGGCUGUACUGGAGGAGAAAGUGAGAAUGGUGAAGAAUAAGCAGAAAACCAUGAAGAACGAGAACCCGUCUGAAGUGACAUUCAGCUGCAGAGGAUGCAGCAAACAUGUUUGCACCGGCGAAGACAUCGAGAUCAUCGAAAACAUGCACAGAGUCAAUGUCAAAGCAGAGUUUGCUGAACUUUACAUUCUGAGAGAAAACACGACUCUUCAAGAGCGACUUCUAGAUUAUGAGACCAAUGGCUACAUAGCAUGCAAAGACUGUGGGCAGAGAUGGGGUUCCAUGAUGCUGUACCGCGGGAUCGACUGCCCCUGCCUCCACGUGAAAAACUUUGUGGUGACAUUCAGCGGGAAGAAGAUAAGCAAGUGCACCAAGUGGAGUGAGCUCUCCGUCAGGUUUUCUGCCUUCGACUACGCCGAACACGCGAGCCAGGUGGCAGACAGCUCAGAUGAGGAAGAAACUUACUGAUAAUCACGUUGACAUUGGCUUCUGUUCAAAUCUCAAACAAUGUGUGUUGCAUGAAUUCCUGCACUCACCAUACUGGUAAAUACAGUAUGUCUUUGUCAUGGUAACUGGAGUUACAGGUGGUAGAUUUAAAGGUGUGGUGACGGAUUUUUGGUAAUGUGAUUCUAAUCCAGUAGAUCCUUUUCAGAUUCAGUGAAUAUAUACUUACACCGCUCUAGUUUUCUGCUCUGUGUUUACUGAAAAACAAAAGUAUUUUGUGGUUGUACGCAGCCCGGGCUGUGCAAAUUUAAAACAAGGUGGGUACGACAGAACUACGCAGCUUGUUACUGGAGCCAAGAAUUGACAUUUUAUGUGAUUGGUCUUAUUCAUGAAUUUGCCUUGUUGCUGCAUCGAUAUUCUAUAAAAAUCAUAAAAUGUAAAAAUCAUAUGUAUCUACUGUAUGAUGAGCACAAAAAAAAAAGAAAUAAAAGAAGAAAAAAAAAA
Molecule: messenger RNA, 3565 nt
Organism: Larimichthys crocea (large yellow croaker)
Lineage: Eukaryota; Metazoa; Chordata; Actinopteri; Sciaenidae
Gene: ifih1
Product: interferon induced with helicase C domain 1
Exons: 16
Coding region: 110-3085 (991 amino acids)
Biological process (GO): antiviral innate immune response; MDA-5 signaling pathway
Cellular component (GO): cytoplasm
Molecular function (GO): ATP binding; single-stranded RNA binding; double-stranded RNA binding
Source: RefSeq, a predicted model, not a curated record